Molecule: messenger RNA, 3289 nt
Organism: Trichoplusia ni (cabbage looper)
Lineage: Eukaryota; Metazoa; Arthropoda; Insecta; Lepidoptera; Noctuidae
Product: proton channel OtopLc-like
Exons: 14
Coding region: 845-2926 (693 amino acids)
Biological process (GO): proton transmembrane transport
Cellular component (GO): membrane
Molecular function (GO): proton channel activity
Source: RefSeq, a predicted model, not a curated record
AGAAAUAUACCUACGUACAUAUGUACCUACAUAUUACAUUCAAUGAAAUAAUAUGGCGCAAUUAAAUCACAAAAGCCCAACAGUUAGCUCGUUAUUUACAAGAAAGGUGAAAAGUAAUGUUUUGCGCACUCUAAGCCUCAGAAGUGCAUCUUAUACCGGACAAUAAACAACGGGAUAAAAGUGAGUAAAUGUUUCAAAAGUUCCUUUUAAAUUAACAAACGUGCCUAACUAGCCAGAACUUCUCCAAAUAACGACCCUCCCACUUUAUCAAAUUACCUUCACAAAGGUAUCUAAAUACGUCGACACUUCAACUCUCUGUUUACAUCAAGUCUAAUACCGUAUCUCUAAACGAUCCAAACCGUACUAACAACGUCAGAUGUAUCCAUUCAUAAAAUGACUAAUUUGUCACAAAUUUCAGAUAAAUCUUAACAGUCUGCCACUAUACUUUUAUGUAUAAUAACGUUUGCUUGCUAUCGGCAUGUUUAUGUCAAUUUAAUCAGUCAAUUGACAGAGCGAAGUGUUGCUCUCAAGUGGAGCAUCUCGCCGCCAUAAGCAAACAGACAUUAAGGGAUUACCGGAUAACUACGUAACGCAGCAAUACGUACGUGCACGACUGUAAACAAAGCCUAUAUCUCAGCUCAGUGUAAGCUCGCCUCAUCCGCGGCUCGCCCGUCUCAAUAACAUUCUUUGUACGAGAAAAAAUGGACAAUUAGAAACAUUCGUGAGACUAUUUCUGUAUCGUGACUGAAUCUAAGGCGAGCCCAUUGUUGUGAAGAUUAGGAAAUGAAAAAAUAUACUAGGAAGAAAUCCAGCGCACGUUUAAUUAUAAUAGAUAGGUAAAUAGAUGAGUCCAGCCAACAGAACUCCCAUCUGCGAGCCGAGCGACCUGCACCCAGGGGUCACCAUCACAGACAUGGACACUGUGCAUGAAGAGAAUGAUAAUGACAACGACAGUGACGAGUCGUACUCAGACCUGGGUCACCUGCGGGAGCGGACGCGCGCCAUGCUGGGCACGCCCUCGGAGCCGCUGAUGCAACCUCCACACUCGCAGCCCAGCAGCCGACGCAUGUCCUCCGAUAUCGAAGCUAAACUCGCUGCGAACCUCAACACAAGACGGCCGUCGGCCAUAAUAGCAGCGUUCCGCCGUCCGUCGCAAGCGCUGGCGCUGUGCGCGGCCACGCAACGCAGGUUCCUGUCCGAGCUGUCGCCGCACUCACGCACCUCCGUAGCUUCCACUGCACACGAACAACCGCUUUCAGCUGCUCACAUACUAGGACACGAGGCUUUAAGCAAAGCCCUAUCAGCUUUGUAUGGCAAGCUUCUAGUGGUGCUGGGUCUGGCCUUUCCCGUCACCGAAGUCAUCGCGGGUGGAGUACCUGAUGGUUAUUAUCAGGGAUUUUAUUUGUACUUAUAUUUGGUAUCACUAAUAUUUGUGGUAUUCCAAUACUUCAAUAUAAUGCGCCAGAAGGCUGUCGAACUAAUUAUUAACGACUACGAAGAGAAUACUUUAAAGGAGGAUAAAAAUGGCAAAACUACACCUGCAGAUAAACAUAAACCAAAGGAAAAUAUUUCUCGCUACGGAAGUUUUUAUUUAAGGCUUGGAGGAAUAGCGUUUGGUAUUGGUUCCAUGGUGUGCAGUGGAUUGGAAUUAGGAGAAUACUUCGAAAUGACAGACAGGUGCCGGUCCGUGCUGUCUGUGAUUACGCCGGGAUUACGAAUGGCCCUAACUUUAGGUCAAAUGCAGUUUAUGUUCCUGACGAACAAAGACAUUGAAACAGGCCGAUACAAGUUGAUACAGAGGUUUGGUUUUAUGCACAUGAUUGCAACAAACUUGUGUGAAUGGUUGUACGUUUUAGUCGAAGAAACGAAACAUGAAAUCCAUCACUUAGAACAUACUAUAUUGAUUCGAGGGAACAGUACGCAUCAUGUGUCAGAGGAGAUUCCUUGCCGAAGGUCGAACAUUAUGGGGGCGCUGCUUCAGAACGCUGCACCGUUCUUAUUUCCAUGUACUAUUGAAUAUUCUCUCAUCUGUGCUGUCAUAUUAUACGAAAUGUGGAAAGAGGUAAAGUGCACGCCAGAAGACUUUGAGCGGAAAUUCAAUAUUCCUAAAAAUAAAUCUCGGAAUAAUUCAAUGACACCAGAAAAAAUUCUUCAACAAUUCGCUGGCAUGUUGGGAGUGAGUUCUCCUCAUGGUAGUCGCGCUGCCCUCCAUAAUUUCUCAGUGGAUUGCUCCCACGCUCACCGCGGUCUCUUCGCUGGGAUACUAGUCAUCGUUUUUACCAUAAUAUCUCUUAUUAUGUUCUUCGUACUGGCCAGCAACCCUAACACGAUUACUGAUGCAAUAUUCGAAGUCAACGUAUGCGAGUUAGUUCUAUACUCUUUAUCAAUAAUCGCAUCCGUAACAGCCUUUAUACAAAUGAGAGCUUUGUCAUAUAAAAGGAAAUCAAAGGCAAUUCUAGGCCUGGAUCCGUUCCUACUGAUACUGGCUCAGUCUGGUAUGUUCGUGUAUUGCAUGUUCAGCUUAAUAGGAAGUCACCACACUCAGAACCAAAGCAACAGUGUCGGCUUGACAGGAUUCUUCUCCGAGUUUCUAUCUCUUAAUCAGACGAUUAUUCAAACGUUAUUCAUAAUCGAUGCGUGGUGGCGGCGGAGCAGCUCGUCCGAGCAGCGGCGGAACAAGCCCGGCCGACAGCUUGUCACGUUCCUACUUGUUGCUAAUAUGGCCAUGUGGGCCAUCAACACUCUUGAGAAGAGUCGCGCCGAAUUCCGACCGGCGCAUCUGGCUUUCUACGGACCCUGGGCAUGGACCAUCAUCACCCACGUCUCCAUGCCUCUGGCUAUAUUCUACCGGUUCCACUCAACUAUAUGCCUCUUCGAAAUUUGGAAGAAAUGCUUCAAGAACAAACCCUUGUUUUUAAAUGUUUAGCUUUAUAUUUGGGUUGACAGAACUUAGAAAAUGAGGGGAGGCAAUGAUAAUUAGUAGUUCAAUGCGUUUAGAUGAAAUUAAAGACAUGAUAAGUUUGAAAAGACGUUUCUUAGUUAAUCUCAAAAACCUUUGAAUGUAUUGAUUUAAGCAUAUUUUAUAUACAAAGUUGUUAUGAAGGCAUAUCUAAAUGUUCUUAAAUAAAACACUUAUAGGUUUAAUAACAUCGUGGUAUUAAGUUCCUGCGGGAUCUCCUAAUUUAAUAAGAAUAUGAAAUGAAGUUGCAGACAAUACCUGCAUUAUUAUAUAUUAUGAUAUGAUAAAUGAUACUGUAAAAUUGUUAAAAUAAAAGUAUUUUGUACCUGA